Molecule: messenger RNA, 1147 nt
Organism: Exaiptasia diaphana
Lineage: Eukaryota; Metazoa; Cnidaria; Anthozoa; Actiniaria; Aiptasiidae
Exons: 4
Source: RefSeq, a predicted model, not a curated record
AUGCGAAUCAACAACACACUUGACAAGGAGGUAGAGUUGGUUUCCAACGAUGGACACCCACCUGGCGGUGUCCUCUUAAAACCCAAACAGGCACUGGUGUUACGUAAAGAAAUCUCGGUGUCGGUCUCCGUUGUAUUCACUGCUCAGGAUGUCUCUACUGGUAGCGGAUUGCUGCUUAACGAUGGUGAGGAGUACGUUGCAACUCCAAGUGAAUACAAGCAACAGUUGACUUCUAUUGAUAUCACUGAUGCUGAAUGUGUUGAUAAACCAGCGCCACGUGAUCGAUAUUACGCAACUCUUAUCCUAAAGAACAAGUACAAAUCCACUGCAGUUAUCAUCUCAAAUGACAAUCAUCCCUCUGAUGGGUAUCGCAUAGGGUCAGGUUCCCAGGAAACGCUAAGUAAAGAAGUACUAACACCCGGGAAGAUCGAUGUUCGUGCUUUUGAUCCUACGACUGGCAAACCACUUUUAGUCAAUGGCCAGGAAUCCUACUCUAUAACCCCGUCCAGAGAGAAACGAAACCCUGAUGCCCUGGAAAUCACUUCUCAAGGUAUAGUUACCGCCUCCACUCCAGUGGUGCCCAACGCGUGGUUCUAUCUUCUUGUCAUGUGGAAUCGUAAUGACGGUCUCUCGAUGUACAUGGACAACCAACUAAAAGCAUCGACAAGAGACGGACGACCAAAUCCUGUAGAAAGACUGCCAACAACCGAGCAAACGAACUUAAAUGUUGGUAGAAACAUCAAUGGACAAAGCGCUCCACAUAAUGCGCAUUUCUUGAUGUCUUCGUUAGUUAUGUUCAAUAGGAACAUCCCAACUCAGUCUGUCCCAUCAAUCACGAAAUAUUUCUCCAAACCAAUUGCCGUCCAUCCGCUUACUAAGUAUUACAUCAUGCUUAAGAUAACCAAUCCAACUCAAAAUGACAUAAUCCUACAACCAAGCGAUAAAUACCCAGCCGGAGGUUUCACCAUCAGUAAAAAAGCCAUUGCCAAGGUAAAGAAAGAGGUUUCAAGUCCAUCUGAGGUUUCCUUUAUUGCGCAAAUCAAAGGCCAAGCAAACAAGUACAUCUUGUUGAAUGGCAAGCCAAGAAUUAAAGUUUCCCCUUCAGAAAGUCCUUUGGAAGUAUUUGAUGUUAACUUUUCUCCAAAAG